Carassius carassius (crucian carp) is the source of this 2144-nucleotide messenger RNA. Its product is annotated as soluble guanylate cyclase 88E-like. Gene Ontology annotation, cellular component: guanylate cyclase complex, soluble. Lineage: Eukaryota; Metazoa; Chordata; Actinopteri; Cypriniformes; Cyprinidae. The transcript has 13 exons. Bases 1 to 1359 code for a protein of 452 amino acids. The record is from RefSeq and is a predicted model, not a curated record. Gene Ontology annotation, molecular function: guanylate cyclase activity; oxygen sensor activity. Gene Ontology annotation, biological process: response to oxygen levels; nitric oxide-cGMP-mediated signaling; cGMP biosynthetic process.
AUGACGUGUGAAAACUGGAGCAAGCGUAAAGGUUACCUGUACUAUGCCAUGGGUCAGCUGAGACAGAUAGGAAAACAGUUCUACGACACUGACAUCCAUGUUGAGGUUUUGUCUGAGCAGCUGGUGGAUUAUUCACACGUCACCAUGAGGUGGCAGGAAGGAGACCAGGGUCGGCGUACGGGGCUCCGGACGCUCAGGGUGGAGGACCCGCCCAUCAAUCGAGCGGACCUGCUCGAAGGCAUGCUUAAGCGUCUCGUCCUGAGAUUGUUCCAGGGGAAAGUCAUCGUGACUGGCAAGGACAUGGUUGUGCAUAACGUAGGCUCUGGUUUGGCGACCGUCUUUCCUGAUCUGGAUGGGAAGAAGAUCAAUGAUGCUUUUCUGCUUGCUUGUCCUCUUGUGGAGUUCACAUGGAACAUGGUGUUUCCUGAUGUGACCGUCCUGUUCAGUGAUGUGGUGAGCUUCACUCAUAUCUGCAGUCAUAUCACACCCAUGCAGGUGGUCUCUAUGCUCAACACCAUGUACACGCUCUUCUACACACUCAGUGAGAAACAGAGUGUUGAAACUAUAGGCGAUGCCUACAUGGUGGUGGCAGACGCUCCAGAAAAGACCAAGUUUCACGCUCAUAAUAUUUGUGACAUGGCUCUAGAUAUGGUUCUUUCUAUUGAUCAUCUCAAAGACCCGUCCAAUGGAAACAACAUCCAGAUACGCGUGGGAAUUCACUCUGGUAUGGUGGUGGCUGGGGUCAUAGGUCACAAGAUGCCUCGCUACGGUCUUCAUGGUGAUACAGUCCACACUGCGUCUGCCAUGAAGAGCAAUGGGAAGGAAAUGCACAUACAGCUGAGCAGCGCUACUUAUGAGCACCUGAAGGGAAGUCACUUUAUUUUCGAGAGACGCGGUACCAUCACCAUCAAGAUUGAGACGUACUUGUCACGAUCUUACUGGCUGAAAGGAAAGAGAGAUAAAGAUGGAAACGCUCAGGCCGCAUGCCCACAGUUUGAAGCCCAGACCAUCAGUAAAGCCGCCAUCUCUGCCCCUGAAGCGCCCAUCGAUGAGGACGUGCUGGUGUUCCCCUCUGUGGCAGGUGAGGAUGAGGACGAUGUGAAAUCUAUCCGCUCUCACUGCAUGAAGAUGGAAACCUCUGGAAACUCUCUGGAGGAGUCGAUGGAGGAGUGUCGGGUCGAAGAAGCAUCCGUCAGUAAGUCUCAUUAUAAGGACGCUCUUCAGGACAGCAGUCUGCUGGACCCACACAUUGAACUGGACUCGACUGAGUUUGACGUUGGAGAUUCAAUACUGGAUUCUCCUGCUGGCUCGUGUGAUUCCCACGGCUCUGAGAAGAGCACCAUGUGCUCUGUGUGCUAAACAUAGUGAUCACGGCAUGGCUUUGAAAUUGAUUUCCGAGUGUCUUUUCUAAAGCAUUCAGCUAUUUCAGCCUUUUUAGUUUUCAUAGUCCAUCCUCAGAAUCAUAUGGCUAUUGAUCUGCAUGUGUUUCCCAAAGAAUUUUGUAAACUGGAUUCGCUGGAUUGUCUUGUAAAUAGAUUAGAGGUAUUAUUGAACUGAAAUGUGCUUUUUGUGUUGGCUUCUCAUCUGUAUUCAGUCUCAUUCAGGUUAAAGCUUUAUAAAUCUUUGUUCUCUUUUGCUGGUUUUAUGCUUUAUAUUGAUUGAUACCUUUAUUUUUUUCAUUUUUAAUGAAUCUCCUUAUGAAAAUGAAAGGUCAUAUUUCAUCCUAUAUCAUCAUUUAAAAGGAAAAUAAUAUUAUUAUAUUCUUAAAUUAUUAUUAUUAUUAUUCAUUUAUUUUUGACAUUAUUUGCAUGGCAAUUAAGCACAUUCGACCAGAUUCUCAUUUAGUAAUUAAAACCACUGAAACAAUAAAAAAAAAAAAAGAAAAAAAGAAAUGAUAAAAAUAAAUAAAUAAAAUCAGCAUAAAUUAAGCAGUGCAACAAAUACUGGCAUGAUGUAUAAAUAUUUAGCGAUUGAAAUAAUAUAUACUUUUCUUUAAGAAUGCUAAUUGGGGAAGUGCUUACUUGACAUUAAAAUAAUUUUAUGCACAACCAUUUUAAAGUUGUCUAUAAGAUUUUCUUUAAUGUUUUUGAAAGAAGUCUCUUCUGCUCACCAAAGCUGCAUUCAUUUAACAAAAAUACAGUAAA